Messenger RNA from Cryptomeria japonica (Japanese cedar), 459 nucleotides. RefSeq lists its product as uncharacterized. The coding region runs from base 1 to 459 and encodes 152 amino acids. Gene Ontology annotation, molecular function: nucleic acid binding; RNA-DNA hybrid ribonuclease activity. The record is from RefSeq and is a predicted model, not a curated record. Lineage: Eukaryota; Viridiplantae; Streptophyta; Pinopsida; Cupressales; Cupressaceae. The transcript has a single exon.
AUGGUGUGGGAGAGACCUUUGGAGGGAUGGUGGAAAGUAAAUUUUGAUGGUGCGUUUAAAGGCAAUUCGGGACCAUCUGGGGCAGGGGUCAUUGUAAGGGAUUGGAAGGGUGAUAUAGUUGCUUUAGGUGCUCAAAAGCUUGAUGAAGGCACAAAUAAUAUAGCAGAAGCAUCAGUCGGAUUGUUAGCAGUCAGGUUGAGUAAGAAGUUGGGAGAUAACAAAAUACAUCUUGGGGGGGAUUCAUUGAUUGUCAUUUGGGCAAUAAUUAGUUGGAUUUACAAUAUUAUUGAAGAACUUAAAUCUUUUGAUGAAUUCUAUAUAAGUCAUAUUAGGCGAGCAGGGAAUGCAGAGGCCAAUAUCCUUUCUAAAUGGGCAUUGUCAUUUGAUACGAUUGGUAAACUAAGAGUGGAAGACUUUCAACAAGUGAUAUUUGAAGAGGAGGUGGGAUUUUGUCAUUAA